UGUGCCAUAACCGCUGGUGUCGAGUAGUCUGCUUCGACUGUAACAUCACUAGCUAGCAGCUCCAAACCUAAACACAAUGGACUUCAACGUGAAGAAAUUAGCCUCCGGUGCCGGACUGUUUUUCACGCGAGCUGUCCAGUUCACAGAGGAGAAGCUGGGCCAGGCGGAGAAGACUGAGCUGGACGCUCAUUUUGAGAACCUGAUGAGCCGUGCAGACUGCACCAAAAACUGGACCGAGAAAAUCUACAGACAGACUGAAGUCCUGCUGCAGCCCAACCCAAUUGAUCACACUGGUGCCAGAAUUGAAGAGUUUCUCUAUGAAAAGUUGGACAGGAAGGCACCAUCCAGAAUUACCAAUGCAGAGCUGCUGGGUCAGUACAUGCAGGACGCAGCAAAGGAAUUUGGUGCAGGAGCUCCAUAUGGGAGCACUUUGAUCAAAGUAGGGGAAUGUGAGAGAAGAUUAGGAGCAGCAGAGAGGGAGUUCCUCCAGACUUCAGCCAUCAGCUUCCUCACCCCCCUCAGGAACUUUCUGGAGGGAGACUGGAAGACCAUUUCAAAAGAACGACGUCUCCUGGAGAAUCUUCGCCUGGACCUGGACGCCUGUAAAACACGCCUGAAGAAGGCCAAGUUGGCUGAGGCUAAAGCCGCAUGCGAGGGGGAAAUGGCUCCAGAUUUUCAGGAAACCAGACCCCGCAACUAUGUGCUUUCUGCCAGUGCCUCUGCGCUGUGGAGUGAAGAAGUGGACAAAGCUGAACAUGAGCUCCGAGUGGCCCAAACAGAGUUUGACCGCCAAGCCGAGGUUACACGGCUGCUUUUGGAAGGCAUCAGCAGUACACAUGUGAAUCACCUGCGCUGUCUGCACGAGUUUGUGGAGGCCCAGGCAGCUUAUUAUAAACACUGUCAUCUCCACAUGCAAGAGCUUCAGAAAGAGUUGGGAAGGCUUCCCAAUGCUUUCGCACUGAACUCCACUCACUCCAUGGCUGCUGCUGACUCUGCGGCAGACGUCAUCAGCAGCCCUGUGGAGACCGACACACUGAAGAUUGAGGAAGUUCAGGCUCCGGCUACAGGAACCCGCAAGGCCAAAGUCCUUUAUGAUUACGACGCUGCUGACUCCAGUGAGCUCUCCCUUCUAGCUGAUGAGAUCCUACUUAACCAUCGGAUUAAUUCACAUCUGAGGGUCUUUAACUACAGUGGGCUCCAAAAGUCCAUCUCAUUACUGCCAGCCCAGCACCACGAAACUAGAGGCCAUCGUCUUUAUAUCCGAUCCUUCUCCGUCUUUUUUUCCUUCGCUCAUUACGGUUUACACGGUGCCGGGGAUGGACUCUGACUGGCUGAUCGGGGAAAGAGGAAACCAGAAAGGAAAAGUGCCUGUCACGUACUUGGAGCUUCUCAGCUAAAGAAAACACACACACACACACACACACACACACACACACACACACACACUGUUCUACUGAAGCCAUGAGGAUAUUUGAUUCACCUAAAUUCUUUUCACAUUCUUGAAAUAACCUGUAACGUUCAAUAAGCACUCCUCCAUGGUAAGCAGUAGCCCGUUCAGUUGGACACACAAAGUCAUUACUCACAACAUAAUGAAGUACAUCUACCCUGACACAUUGAUAAUGGAGAUAAUAGUUACAGUGAGUAUGAGGAAAUCCCCACAGGGGAUGGGUAACAUUCCUUUUCCAUUUGUUUGGCCAUUUAUUAUGAUGAUGUUUCAAUUUCCUAUUUAUUUCCUAUUUAUUAUAGUUAGAUGAAGUUGAGCUGUGACAGACUGGGACACACAGUCUACAGAGGGGGUUUCCAACCAAAUGAUGUUUUUGAUUUUUUUUUUAGAAAAAAAAAAAAUCUUUAUUGUCUUGUGAUGAAAACACAUUCAUGCCUCUGAUCCACCACGAUGGCCACGAAGGACUCUGUCAAAGUUAGAGGCGUACAGUCGUACUGAUCUGCCUCUAAAUGAAGAGGAGUGCGAGGGGUGUGUCUCGACCAAAUCAUUCGUGUGGAUAAAACAAACAAUAACGCAACGUAAGGCAAUAACGACGCCUCCUCACUUCUCCUGGUUAGAGGGGUGAUGACAGGUCUUAUCCUUCAGCUAAGUCAAUUCAGUGAAAAAGUGAAACAUCAGACUGUCAUGACAGAUGGGUCAUUAUGGUUACAGACAGUUCAUGUUUUGACAUAUCAGAGUUUCUGUUGUCAACAAACAUGGAGGAGGACGACCAUUCAUGCCGCGUUAUGGUUUUAUUGUAAUUCUUCCUCCCUUCCUUGAUCGUAGAAGUGUGUUCUCUUUCUUCCAAUGUAACAUGAAUUGCAUUUCCUGUGUGUUGUUUUUUUCCUUUGUUUUUUUUUUUUUAAUUCUUGAUGAAAGACAAACACUAACUUACACUGAAAACCAAUGACUGAAACAAAGACAGCAAAUAAAGGGUUUUUUUUUUUUUCAGGGGUGAGUUCUCACUCCUGAACUCUGGGGAGGCAGGUUUGUCUUAACUGCUAAUUGAAACGAAUGUGAUUCCUGUUCAGUGACAGUAACUUUCUGUGCACAGUUGGAAGGAACAUUACCAGUAACAGUUGUUGUCUGAUUGGUUCAUAUUACUCAUUUGUCUGGGAUUGGACGUCCCUGUGUGUGUGUGUUUUUCUUUUUCACUUUCUUGCUUCCCACACCUCUGCACAGCACUGAUGAUGUCCCUUUGAAUCAACAUGAACACUCCCAUCCUAACUGCCUUAAGACGAUGGGAAGGCACUGCUAAGGCCAUCUGCUGCAAAACCAGAGAAUGUCCAGAGACUAAAUGUGCAUCACAUACAGCAUGCAAGUCUGUAACUCCUCCUAAUCACGUGUGUGUGUUUGUGGGAUUUCGGUUUGCCCUUAAUUGUGUUGUUUUUUUUUUUUUGGUGGGGGGGGGAUUUACAGUGUUUACCUGUUUGUUGCUCUCCUGUCUGUUCAUCCUUUAAAGUGUCUUCAGUCUUAGUGCUGCAUGUGCUACAGCUAAGUAGCCUGUUCUGCUGGACAUGUAUGUGUGUAUACAAGUCUAUGAUUUAGCUAAGUCUUAUUAAUGUGAAAUGUGGAACACCAGAAUGUCUGCACAAAACCGAUAUGUUCUCUCACACGCGAUAUGUUUACAUGCAUGCACUAUUUUUGGGGGGUUUUUUUGUUUUGUUUUUUUGUUGUUGUUUUUUUUACUGGCCAGGCCUCAGGAGUUUUUUUUUGUGAAAUGAGCACAAUGUUUGAAAAUGCAAAAAAUCUGCCAGCAGAGAAGUGAAAUGAGCUCUAAUAAUUCUUGUUGGUGGAGGAACGUAAUCCCCAUCACAUAACCUGCUUUACCCUUGUGGUCAUUUCACAAAUUUGGGGGAUUUUUUUUUUUUUUUUUUUUUCCCAAAUGUUUUUUUUUUUUCUUUUCUACUACUGCUGGUGUGAUUCUGCUGUACCUCAACGUGUACUAUUAUUUUCUUCAAAAAAUAUGUAUUGCCUGUUCUUUAACCAUCCCGAAUGAACGAAAUGUAUAGAAUUUAAUAAAAAGUCUGAUUUAUUGGAAAA
This is a messenger RNA of Toxotes jaculatrix (banded archerfish), 3526 nucleotides long. Its product is annotated as endophilin-B2-like. The transcript has 14 exons. The coding region runs from base 77 to 1327 and encodes 416 amino acids. The record is from RefSeq and is a predicted model, not a curated record. Gene Ontology annotation, biological process: membrane organization. Gene Ontology annotation, molecular function: protein binding. NCBI's taxonomy places the organism in Eukaryota, Metazoa, Chordata, Actinopteri, Toxotidae. Gene Ontology annotation, cellular component: cytoplasm; membrane.